ACACACUGCUUUACUACAGUCUCACACGGCUGUACCACAUUUUACUGCCUUUAUACACGUCAGUGACUUUUUUGUCCAAAACAUAAAAAGUCUAUGGUGACACCAUGUAAAAAGUUGCAGACAAAAUUUUCCAAUCACCAAAGAAGGAAAGAAAAAACUAUACGCUGAAUAUUGUUUAAAGUUUCUAAAUGUAUGGAGUUUUUGGUUGCUUUUUUUCUUUUUUCUUUUUUCUUGGUCUUUUUUGUGACCCCACUGCGGUUGUCAUCAUCAGCACCAGAGCAACCAGUCCUGGCACCCUCGUAAAAGAAAUUCCACUGGCCGUGAGUGAGCUACAUUAAACCGACCUGUUACUGGGCAGUCUACGCCUCCACCUGAAGAGAAACAAGACAGCUUCAUUUUAGUGGAGCCGCAGCUGAAAUGGACUUGCCUGCUGCUGAGUCACCAGCACAUCGUGAGGAGAAGAGGCCAGUCAGCUGUAAGUUUGUGGAGCUCCAUGUGCUCUAUGUUCCCAAUGACCAGUGGAACGUGAAGCUGAAUAAAGUCCCUGUAGAAGCCAUCCACAGUUUUGUAUCAGGUGGCUUCAUCAGACUUUAUCCAGAUGUCACUUUGAAAUCUUUGAGGAGCAAGCUAAGUGCUCUUCUGGGAGGCUCAAUGGGCUCUAUGGACAAGUUCUUCUUUCUGAAAUGUGUGGGCCACAGUUUGGCGUUGGUCAAAACUAAGCAAGAACGGGAUGUGAAAGUGAAAACAUUUGCUCCUCCAUACGCUCCACAGCCAGAGCUUUACUUGCUGCGUGUUGCUGACAGUAACGGCAGUGUCCACUCGCAGUCCCUCACUCCAGACAGCAGCAGCUCCUCUGACCAAAACUCAUAUUACCCCUACAAGACCAGCCCUCAACUUACAGAGUCCAAAGAGCUGGUUAAACUCCCCCACAUCACCAACAGCUCACACCAGGUGCCGCUUACUGCUGGUGUGGAGGAUGACAAUCAUGAAGAGGAGGAGCAGGGCUACAGUUCAUCUGAGGCAGAGAGCGCAGAAAAAACCUUCACCAGCAAACUUAACUGGGUCAAGAUGGAGAGUUGUCCACGCAAGUCUCACCCACAGUGUUCAGCCGUGAAUAAUAUUUUACAAGAAUGCAAGGCAGAUUCAGCGUCCCCAUCUCUGCUGACACCAAAAGGCCGAACAUGCAGAAAGACAAAACUAUGCAACAUUGGAAGCCAAAUGGCCCAAGAAUCAGGAGUGGAUGAGAUUUUCAACGACAGACACUCAGACUCAAUCAAAAACUGGCAUGGGAAACCGAAAGAGUCAUGUGCAAUAAACAACAAGAGCAUGAAAAAUAAUAAGGUGGUGGACAGUCCAGCAGUGUCAUCUCAGUCACUUCAGCGCACUUCAAUAAUUAAAGCUCAAAAUGAAUGUUCAGAUAAAGAUGUUGAGUCUCCAUCCUUUAGGACAAACAAACAGGAACUGGUAGAAGAAAUCAAAAUGGUGCGUGAGGAGAGAAAGCAGCUUGAAUGGAUGAGACAAGAGCUGCUCCGAAAAGGUAAAGAUUUGCUGGCGCAAAACAGACAUCGGAGGAACCAAGCACGUGAUAGUUGGAAAAAGAAAUAUUUUGAAACAAAAAAAGCCACAGCUCCACUGGAGGAAAGCCUGAGAAAUGUGCGACAAGAUCUGGAAACAUUUUACAGUAAACUUCUGCAUCAGCUCCAUGCCAGGGAGAAUAGAGCCAACCCCAAAAGACAGGGCAGGACCUCAGUCAAGAAUGAACUUAUAAUACAAAUAAUGACUGAAAGCUAUGAGACUGAGGAUCUAAAGAGGAAAGUUGAAGAUGCCAAGAUGAAACUGCUAACAGAAAUUAAGUUGAGGAAACAAGCUGCUACAGAACUGAGAUCCCUAAAAGCAGAACUGGCCCAAAAGAAGAAUCAGUCAUCUCCACCGCGGACUGUGGCCUACUUGGGCUUUGGAAAUACCCCAACCCCACGAAACAGAGCACACAAAUACAGCUCAUCUGUUCAAAUGUAGACGGAGGUGCAGUUAUUUUGUAUAGAUUUCUAUUAAAAUGGAAAAGAGACUAUCACUGUCUCUGUUGGGUUAUUGUCUGAAAAACAACUUUUGAACAAAAGGCUUCUUUAUUUCAGCUGACACAAAGGAAUGUUUAAAAGUGAAACUGAUUGAAACUAAGGCAGAAGCUGUAAAAUCUGAAGUACCCGUCAGUGCAUUCACGUAUCCCUCAUUAGUGCAACAAAGGGCUCGCUCAGCUGUGAAUAAAAUCUUGGAGGGGUUAGUAUAGGGUACCACAGCUAGCAUCCUAAAAGGACAUUCCACAUUUUAGCAGUCUGCUGCUGAGCAACCGGAUUACUGCUGUAGUCCAGGAUGUUGCCGUUCCACAUGCCAAUGCCCCUCAAACCCUUGGACAUCACUGCAUUUGCUUUUGGGCAAAGACUCUCUGGGUCAUCGUACCAGACCUGGUGGAUCUGUCCAAUAUUAUCCUACAAUAGAAGAAAAGCUGGAAUAAGAGACAAUGCCAAGUAGAAUGCCAUACAAACCAGAUAUCAUUUCUAAUUUGAAACAAUGUAAAAUAGGUUUGCAUAUACCAUGUAAUUAAAGUAUGGGGCCUUUUGCUUGCUGUCCCAUAGCCGGCCAGUCAGUGAACUGUUCACUUGCUUCAUAAUCCAGCUGUAAGGCUUUUGUGUACCUGCGGCAUCACUGCAUGGAGCUCCACGGAAAGGAACUUUCUCUAUGGAACAGAUGCCCUCCUAAAAUAACAUCCAAUAGAUACUAAUUAGUAUUAGUUUUCAAUCCAAUUUAUUUUUGUAAAGACUCAAAUCACAACAGUUGACCUUUAGGGCUUAACAAGAUCAUUGAUUUAACCAACAGAUAGUUAGAAAAUCCAACUGUGAAACAGACAUUGGUAAGUAACAGACAAGCAGAUUAACCAACAUUCAUUUUGAUUAAAGUCACGGCAUGGAGGAGGAACAAAGGAGCAAGAAUAAAUAUAAUAGUUUUACCUGAGACAGACUGAGACAAGAGUAGUCAUAUCCAUACCAUGGUAUACCCAUCACAAUCUUUUUAGGAUCUAUUUUCAACUUCAAAAACUGAUCAUAACCUUUGGGAAAUU
Periophthalmus magnuspinnatus is the source of this 3112-nucleotide messenger RNA. It is a transcript of the gene spata1, whose product is annotated as spermatogenesis associated 1. The record is from RefSeq and is a predicted model, not a curated record. Lineage: Eukaryota; Metazoa; Chordata; Actinopteri; Gobiiformes; Gobiidae. The coding region runs from base 418 to 2016 and encodes 532 amino acids. The transcript is spliced from 12 exons.